AUGCAGACAGAUUAUAGAGUGCCUACAACAAAUACAGCAGCAAUGCGUGAACAACAACAUCGAAAACGAUCAAUUUCGAGCAUCAAUUCUCGUAAACGUGAUCGUCAUGACCUCAUCUGUGUUGUAUGUCUUGCGCCAGCAAUGGGUUAUAAUUUCGACCAAAUAACAUGUGAAAGUUGUAAAGCAUUUUUUCGUCGCAAUGCAUUAACUAAUUCAGGCAAAUUAAAAUGUCGAUCUGGUACCGAUGAUUGUGUUGUUAAUUUAGAAACCAGAAAACGAUGUAAAGCUUGUCGACUUAAAAAAUGUUUCGAUAAAGGUUUACGAAAAGAAUGGAUUAUGUCGGAAGAAGAAAAACGAACAAAAAAACAAAAAAUUGAAGAUAACCGUCGUUUACGUGCAAUGUCACAAAAUUUAACAAUGUUCUCACUUACGCCAGCAAGUUCUCCAUCAAAUGCCCCUGAAACUAAACUUUAUAGUUUUCCAAUUAAAAAUGAAAAACACAGUUUUGAUGAUUUCGAUGAUAAUAAUAAUAAUAAUAAUAAAGAAAGUCUUCUUCUUUUUGAUUAUAAAGAUGAGUCCGCGAAUUUUAAAAUAAUGCAUGAAUUAUUGAAUCAUAAUAGUAAUACUGAUGAAAUCCAACAAAGUUCAUUCGAUUAUAAAACAUUAUUAGAUGAAAACGAUCGAUUAUUAAUAACACAAAUUGAUGAAAAUUAUACUCAUGCUGUUGAAUUAAACGUAUCAAUUGCAGAAGAUUAUGAUUUACCAUGUUUAAGAAAUCUCAAUCAUAUUACAAAUAUCGUGAAUGAACUAACACACAUAAGUACAUUACGAACGAUUACAUUCUACAAAUUGACACCAGAAUUUAAUUCUUUACAUGAAGAUGAUCGCUUAGCACUAGUCAAGCAUAACCUAAUGGCUUCAUUAUUUUUUCAUUUAUGCAUGUGCGUUGAUAAAGAUACACAAAUAUAUCGUGAACCAAAUACAUCGCGUGAUUUUUGCUACAAUGCCAACGAAUUACGUCUGUACUCCGAUGAUGUUUACAAUCAAUCGAUGAUCUUCCUUCAAGAAGUUCAAGAUCUAUGUGCAAACGACCAUUUAAUCAUGAAAAUAGCCAUGUUAAUCAUGAUUUUUACAAAAGGAUCCGAUUUGAACGAGCCAUAUUGGCUUGAGCCACACAAAAUUUUUCACGCACAAAAUGUUUUCGUGGAUCUUCUGUGGAAAUAUCUUACCGUCCGUUUUAACAGUGAUUUAACACCAUCGAUUUAUUCGCGUCUUAUUUUUGCUUGUAUGAAUGCACAAAUACUAGGACGAAAAACGAAAGAAGCUGUGUCUAAACAGAACGUUAAUAAUGAACAUCUUGCUCCGCUGAUGCAAUCAGUUUUAUUGAGUAUCUAG
Molecule: messenger RNA, 1395 nt
Organism: Rotaria socialis
Lineage: Eukaryota; Metazoa; Rotifera; Eurotatoria; Philodinida; Philodinidae
Source: the annotation of a GenBank genome assembly